This is a messenger RNA of Camelina sativa (false flax), 2002 nucleotides long. RefSeq names its product dicarboxylate transporter 2.1, chloroplastic. Gene Ontology annotation, biological process: transmembrane transport. Gene Ontology annotation, cellular component: membrane. Gene Ontology annotation, molecular function: transmembrane transporter activity. The record is from RefSeq and is a predicted model, not a curated record. NCBI's taxonomy places the organism in Eukaryota, Viridiplantae, Streptophyta, Magnoliopsida, Brassicales, Brassicaceae.
ACAUCCACUCAUCAUCCUCUGUUGUUGUUACUCUCCGGCGAGAAACACACUAAAAACACACACACACACUUCGCCGUCACAGUCUCUUUCUCUCUCUCUCUAAAUCACCGGAGCGAUGAAGAGUUUCGCUCUUCACUCUCUCUCCACCACCGCCACUUCCACCUUACUCUCUCAUCACCAUCCCUCUCGUCUCUCUCUUCUCCGCCGUACAUCCUCGAGAUCUCCGCCUUCAACAAUCUCCCUCCGAUCUCAACCUCUCUCCUUCCCUCUCCUCAAACCAAUCCCCAGAUUCUCCACACGAAUCGCCGCCGCACCACAAGACAACACUCCUCCUCCUCCUUCUCCUCCUCCUCCAUCAACUCCGUCUCUUCAACUCCCACAAGGAGCAAAACUCAUCCCUCUGAUCCUCUCCGUCUCCGUCGGUCUCAUCCUCCGAUUCGCUGUCUCUGUACCUGAAGGAGUCACACCACAAGGCUGGCAGCUACUCUCAAUCUUCCUCUCAACAAUCGCAGGUCUCGUCCUUAGUCCUCUCCCAGUUGGAGCUUGGGCUUUCAUAGGCCUAACCGCUUCAAUCGUCACCAAGACUCUCACUUUCUCAGCUGCUUUCUCUGCUUUCACAAGUGAGGUCAUCUGGUUGAUCGUUAUCUCUUUCUUCUUCGCUCGUGGAUUCGUUAAAACUGGUCUUGGCGAUAGGAUCGCUACUUACUUUGUUAAAUGGCUUGGUAAGAGUACUUUAGGUUUAUCUUAUGGUCUUACGCUUAGUGAAGCUUUGAUUGCUCCUGCAAUGCCUAGUACUACCGCUAGAGCUGGUGGCAUUUUCUUGCCUAUCAUCAAGUCUCUGUCUCUCUCUGCUGGAAGUAAACCGGGAGAUCCUUCUUCCAAGAAACUAGGGUCUUACCUGAUUCAAUCUCAGUUCCAGUGCGCCGGGAACUCUAGUGCUCUUUUCUUGACUGCUGCAGCUCAGAAUUUGCUGUGUCUCAAGUUAGCUGAGGAGCUUGGAGUAGUGAUCGCAAACCCGUGGGUUUCUUGGUUUAAGGCUGCUAGUUUACCCGCUAUCAUAUCACUUCUUUGUACUCCAUAUAUCCUCUACAAGCUUUAUCCUCCUGAAACCAAGGACACACCGGAUGCUCCAGGUAUUGCUGCAAUGAAGCUCAAGCAAAUGGGCCCUGUCACUAAAAAUGAAUGGAUCAUGGUUGGUACAAUGCUUCUUGCUGUCACUCUUUGGAUCUGCGGGGAGACCCUCGGAAUACCAAGUGUUGUAGCUGCUAUGAUUGGUCUCUCCAUACUUCUUCUGCUUGGUGUACUCAACUGGGACGAUUGCCUAAGCGAAAAAUCAGCGUGGGACACAUUAGCUUGGUUUGCUGUCUUGGUGGGAAUGGCAGGACAGCUCACAAACCUCGGUGUUGUAACAUGGAUGUCUGAUUGUGUAGCCAAAGCUCUCCAAUCUCUCUCCUUAAGCUGGCCUGCUGCGUUUGGACUUCUCCAAGCAGCUUACUUCUUCAUUCACUACCUUUUUGCAAGCCAAACGGGUCAUGUUGGAGCGCUCUUCUCAGCUUUCCUUGCUAUGAAUAUAGCAGCAGGUGUUCCGGGGAUUGUAGCUGCACUUGCUUUAGCUUACAACACCAAUCUUUUUGGUGCUUUGACUCAUUACAGUAGCGGUCAAGCCGCUGUCUACUAUGGAGCGGGUUAUGUUGAUCUGCCUGAUGUAUUCAAGAUUGGGUUCGUAAUGGCGACGAUUAAUGCGAUAAUCUGGGGAGUAGUUGGAACUUUCUGGUGGAAAUUUUUGGGUCUCUACUAAGGAGCUCCCCCAGAAGAAGUUGUUUCUUGAAGCUUUUGCAAAGACGGAUACAAUUCUUUGUUGUCUUCUCAUUCAGUUUGAAGGCUUCAUUUGUUUUUUUCCUACUUUAGUGAACCCAGACAAUUCUUUGCCACAUAGAUAUACACAGAGCUCUAAUCUCGAUUUGUUACUCUUAUGGAAAUAUCGUAUCUCUUCUUCUUUUCA